AUGAGGUUUUACAGCAAUGCUCUUACAAAAGAACGGAAUAAAACAUACGAGAUACUAGGAAAGUUGCAAGAAAGCGAAGGAAAAGUACAGGCUUUGCAGGAUAUACAUCAAGACGCCCAGCGCUAUGAGGAGCGUCUAAGCCAGCUCUUCGGUAGCCUCUCAUCUAAGGCUCUUAAAGAUAAUUCGAGUCUAUUCUUGCAACAGACAAGAGAACAGCUUAGUGGUAUAGUAUCUCCACUGCAGAAAGACAUGGAACGACUGGAUACCAGUAUAGUAAACCUCGAGAAACAGCGCGAGGGGGCGUUUACAUCUCUCAACAGUUCAUUACUGCAUCUUAAUAAAGAAAUUAAAGAGCUCUACACAGCAAACUCAGACCUUACAAAGAGCACGCUACAACUCAACAGCGCGCUUCGAUCUGAUGUUGCCACUCGUGGACACUGGGGAGAAAUUCAACUUCGCAGAAUAGUGGAAAUAUCGGGCAUGAAACAACAUAUAGACUUUCUCGAGCAGGUAAGCACCAGCGCAGGAAGACCAGAUAUGAUCAUCAAGCUUCCAAGCGAGGGUAUCAUCCCAGUGGACGCUAAAACGCCUAUGAGUGCGUAUUUAGAGGCAUGUCAGGCUAGCACCGAAGAACAGAAAAAAAACGCCCUUUAUAGACACAAACAGUCUCUCCAUAAGCAUAUUGCUACACUCAGUAAAAAAGAGUACUGGACAGCCUUUGACCGCACCCCGCAGCUUGUUAUUAUGUUUGUUCCAUACGAAUCGGGUAUUGAGGCAUCCUUUUCCAUAGACCCCGACCUUCUCGAUAAUGCCUUGCUCAACAAAGUAAUAGUAGCUGGCCCCUCCUCCCUCUACGCCUUGCUUAAGGUAAUAUCUUUUGGGUGGAUGCAAAUUGAAUUAAGCAAGAAUGCAGAGGAGAUACUCUCUGCAAGUCAGGAGCUCUUUAAGAGAUUUUCUACAUUCUUUGAACAUUAUAAAAAAAUAGGAGUGCAACUUAAAAGUGCUGUCGAUAGUUAUAACAACGCAAACUCAUCAUGCAAGGCACGUUUGCUUCCCCAAUUACAAAGGAUAAAAGAAAUGGGUGUUAAGCAAUCUGAGGUAUUAGAUGACGCAGAUUUGCUACCAUUAGAACAUCCUCAAUAUGAAUAG
Messenger RNA from Ylistrum balloti, 1149 nucleotides. Its product is annotated as DNA recombination protein RmuC homolog. The record is from RefSeq and is a predicted model, not a curated record. The transcript has a single exon. The coding region runs from base 1 to 1149 and encodes 382 amino acids. NCBI's taxonomy places the organism in Eukaryota, Metazoa, Mollusca, Bivalvia, Pectinida, Pectinidae.